GUGAGUGUUCCAUGGUCUCUAGUGGAAUUUGCCAUAUUUGGAAUGUGAAUAAUUUUACUGCCUGCGGCUACUUCCUGUAGGGUGUGUGAGUGAGUGGAUGCUCCGAGGUUAUAGGUUGGAACGAUCAUCUUUUAUUGCUUUGGAUACUUACCGUUAGUAAACUGACUUACAAAAACUUGUUACAACUAAACUUGUAGAAACCAAAAUGUCAAAGUCUUUGAAAAAGAUAGUAGAGGAGAGCAGGGAGAAGAAUAUGCCAGAGGUAGAUAUGUGUGAACGAGGCAUUUCCAAUAUGCUGGAUGUGCCAGGGCUGUUCACCUUGUCUAACAUUACUCAGCUCAUCCUCAGCCAUAACAAGCUCACAACCGUUCCACCAAACAUUGCAGAUCUGAAAAAUUUGGAGGUUUUAAACUUUUUCAACAACCAGAUUGAAGAGCUGCCGACACAGAUUAGUAGUUUGCAAAAACUGAAGCAUCUUAACCUUGGUAUGAACAGAUUAAACACUUUACCACGAGGAUUUGGGUCUUUGCCAGCAUUGGAAGUCCUAGACUUAACCUACAACAACUUAAAUGAAUCUUCUCUAUCUGGGAACUUCUAUUACCUAACCACUCUGCGUGCACUCUAUCUAAGUGACAACGAUUUUGAAAUCCUGCCUCCAGAUAUUGGGAAACUCACCAAGUUGCAAAUAAUCAGCCUUCGGGAUAAUGACCUCAUAUCAUUGCCUAAAGAGAUUGGGGAACUCACUCAGCUUAAAGAAUUGCAUAUUCAAGGAAACAGACUGACUGUAUUGCCCCCUGAACUUGGUAAUUUGGAUCUUACUGGCCAAAAGCAAGUUUUUAAGGCAGAGAACAACCCUUGGGUCACACCAAUUGCUGACCAGUUCCAGCUGGGUAUCUCCCAUGUUUUUGAAUACAUUCGUUCGGAAACUUACAAAUAUCUUUAUGGGAGACAUAUGCAGGCCAACCCUGAGCCGCCAAAGAAGAACAACGAUAAAUCAAAGAAAAUCAGCCGCAAGCCACUGGCAGCCAAGAAUAAAUAAGCCACUAUGGGGAUAGGGAUUUAAAGGGACACUUUCACUAUAAUUUCUAUGGGGAUUAAACGCAAGAAUAUAUAUAUAUAUAUAUAUAUAUAUAUAUAUAAUACAUGGUUCACAAUAUCUCUGUGUUAUACAUUGCAGUAUGAUUCCUGGCCCUAGAAAUACAUGUCUAUAAACUGUGAGACUGUCCUAUUUCUGGAUAAGUCCCAUGGUCUUGGUGGUCACUCCUUUAAAUGCCCAUUUUUUUUAUAUAUAUAUAUAUAUAUAUAUAUAUAUAUAUAUAUAUAUAUAUAUAUACAGGUAGUCCUCAGUUUACGCCGGGGUUAGGUUCAAGGAGGAAUGGUUGUAAAUCGAAACCGUUGUAAAUUGAAACCCGGUUUAUAAUGUAAGUCAAUGGGAAGUGAGGGAGUUAGAUUCCAGGCCCCUCUCAAAAUUGUCAUAAGUAACACCUAGUACAUUAAUUUUUAAAGCUUUGAAAUGAAGACUUUAAAUGCUAAACAGCAUUAUAAAACUAAUAAUAUAGAUUGUAUCAUCAUCAAACUAAAUUUAAUGAACAAAAACAUUUGCUAAGCAGUACCUAAUAAAAUAAUCACACAACAGACUGCAUCAUCAUCAAACUAAGUUUAAUGAACAAAAACGUUUUUUUACUUGCAUUUUUCUGCAUCGUUAGCAUGUUAGAUAAUAUUCGGUCUGCACCUAUUCUAUGCAUUUCAAUCUGCAGUUAUCAAUAAGCAGUUAGGCACCCUCACCUCAAGCUGCUGGACAGGAAGAUAAUAGGGAAGUGCCUGCUAAAUUUUGCUCGAUAGAUCUGGUCUGAUCUGUGUACACAGAUCAAUUUAAGGCUAAGUUGCAUAACUUUGCUGCAAAACAAGCGGACAGCUCCACCUACUGGCUAUUUUAAUUAGUGUGCUUUGCUUUCCAAAGCUUUUCAAUAACAGUCACAUGACUGAAAAAAGGUUGUUAUUCUGAAACGGCGCAAAUUGAACCGGCAUAAACCGAGGGCCACUUGUGUGUGUGUAUAUAUAUAUAUAUAUAUAAAUAAAGGAGUAGUCCCUGGUGCAUUGGUGGGGAACCACUGGAUAUUCACUCUGUUCCACUGUAUCUAGGUGUUCUGUAUAUGUUAUAUAUACCCCUUUAUUAAAUGGUCACACACCUAUUAAAGUUGUCUCUGAAAUGUAUAGGGAAUGCAAAUAUUAACUCUGGGGUAAAAAUAAUUAUUUGUAUAUCUACAUAGGAACCAGAAGUAACAUUCUAGGAAUUUUGAUUCCCUGAAAGUCAGAAUUUGUAAAGCCCUUAUAUCUUAUGUUUAUUUACCUUGCCUGCUGCACACUCACAGCCAUCAGGUCAUACCAUUGAACAUCAUAAUGUUGUAAGUAAUGAACAUGUAACCAAUGUUGAAUUUCAGUCAGAGCAAGUAAACCAAAUGCUCAUCAAUAUUCCCCUUUGAAGAUAAAUACAAAUGUGCAUUUACAUUAUUUAUUUCCUCAAAAUGUACUUUUAGCUUAAAUAUAAUUGUACUCUGAUGUACUGAAAGAACCAUUACUGAUAUAUUAUAGUGGCAUAAUAAUGACUGUUACACUUUUUAUAUUUAAUUAUAUAUCAGUUCACAGGCAUUCGCUCAUUUUGCUGUUCUUCAUUUAUUCCUAUAUUUACACACUAUAUUAUCUUUUUUGCAUUGUCAUUUUGGUUUCAAAUGCUUUUAAUAAAUGUAUUAUCUGGAA
Molecule: messenger RNA, 2757 nt
Organism: Bombina bombina (fire-bellied toad)
Lineage: Eukaryota; Metazoa; Chordata; Amphibia; Anura; Bombinatoridae
Gene: RSU1
Product: Ras suppressor protein 1
Exons: 9
Coding region: 206-1039 (277 amino acids)
Molecular function (GO): protein binding
Source: RefSeq, a predicted model, not a curated record